CGUAGCAGCAGAGCCAUGGCGAGAGUGAAAAAGCAUCACCGUUUUUAAACCCACAAAACUAAAACCCCAUCUCAAAGAACAAAACUUUUUCAAUCAUUAUCUAAAUCUUGAACUAUUUCAGCAUAAAUAUUUUGAAAAUAGUUAUAAAGUUAAGAUUUUUAAUCCAAAUUUUAUCUGGGGUUUAAGGAGUUUAUAUAAAGAUGGAAAAUAACAACAAUUUGGAGAAAACAUUGCAGGAAGGAAAGUUGUUUAGAUAUGUAAACAAUUUAAUUGUUGCUCAUCUUAGAGAUAAUAAUCUCACUCAGGCUGCAAGUGCAGUUGCAUCAGCUACAAUGACACCACUUAACAUCGAAGCUCCAAACAAGCUUCUUGAACUUGUUGCCAAGUUAAAACAGAGAAUGGCGGGUCUGAAAAGUAAACAGGGUCUUGCAGUUGAAAAAGAUGAACCAGGGAGAGGAGUGUCAUCUACAUUGUUUGGUCCAGGCACUACAUUACCAGCAACAUAUGGCUCAAUACCAGCUCCCCGUGCUGUUGCUGUGGAUUUUGGUGCUGUACAUGAUACAAAAGGUUCUUCAAAAAGUUUUCCAAAACACGAAACCCGGCAUGUUUCGGAACAUAAGAAUGUUGCAAGAUGUGCAAGAUUUAGUUCUGAUGGAAGGUUUCUUGCAUCAGGCAGUGCAGAUACCUCAAUUAAACUGUUUGAGGUAGUAAAACUUAAGCAGAUGAUGCUGCCAGAGGGAAGGGAUGGUCCUGUCAGACCCGUAGUGCGGACAUUUUACGACCAUCUGCAACCAGUAAACGAUGUGGAUUUUCAUCCUCAAAAUACAAUAUUGAUAUCCGGGGCCAAAGAUCACACAAUAAAGUUUUUUGACUUUUCUAAGACGACUGCAAAGAGAGCAUUCAGGGUUAUCCAGGAUACUCACAAUGUUCGGUCUGUAGCUUUUCAUCCAUCUGGGAAUUUUCUUCUGGCAGGGACAGAUCAUCAUGUUCCACAUUUGUAUGACAUUAAUACCUUCCAAUGUUACCUCUCAGCAAAUGUACAAGAAAUUGAUGUUAAUAGUGCAAUAAAUCAGGUGAGAUAUUCAUGUACUGGUGGCAUGUAUGUAACAGCCUCCAAAGAUGGUGCUAUUAGAAUAUGGGAUGGAGUCACUAGCAACGUUGUUCGCUCAAUACCUAGUGCACACGGAUCAGUCGAGGCAACUAGUGCAAAUUUUACAAAAGAUCAAAGAUACAUCCUCUCGUGUGGAAAGGAUUCUUCAGUGAAGCUGUGGGAAGUUGGAACAGGAAGAUUGGUCAAACAUUAUCUUGGAGCCACGCACACACAAAUGCGUUGUCAGGCUAUAUUCAAUCACGCAGAAGAAUUCGUAUUAUGCAUUGAUGAACCUAGCAACGAGAUAGUCAUUUGGGAUGCUCUUAGUGCAGAAAAAGUAGCAAGAUUGCCAUCUAAUCAUGUGGGUACACCCAGGUGGCUCGAGCACUCACCUACAGAGGCAGCAUUCGCCUCGUGUGGUGUCGAUCGGUCAAUAAGAUUUUGGAAGGAAACCCCUUAGUGCCGUAAAAUUUUAGGAUUCCUUGUCAUGUUGCAUUUUUGUUUUGUAACAUUAUGAUAGUGAUUUUUGUACCCUACUACAGUUCAAAUGGACCUUAGUUAGCAUAAGAGGUCAAAAGCUUUUAAUCUAAUACUACAUUGUUUUAAGUUUGAACCCAAUGGGAUGUUAUCGCUUGUAUGCAUAUCGUAAUAAAAAAAAUGGGAGUCAUUUUUAUGACCA
Molecule: messenger RNA, 1769 nt
Organism: Erigeron canadensis
Lineage: Eukaryota; Viridiplantae; Streptophyta; Magnoliopsida; Asterales; Asteraceae
Product: cleavage stimulation factor subunit 50
Exons: 13
Coding region: 201-1550 (449 amino acids)
Biological process (GO): mRNA 3'-end processing
Cellular component (GO): mRNA cleavage stimulating factor complex
Molecular function (GO): protein binding; RNA binding
Source: RefSeq, a predicted model, not a curated record